AACGGCAAUUCCUCCACCGCUGGUGUCUGGGUCCUUAGUCCUGUCCCAGACGAGGACGCGCAUCUGCCCAGCUCCACCACCUCCCGCCUCCUCCCGUGGGCCCUGGGGGCGGUUGUCAAGGCAGCCGGGCUGACGCUGGCCCUGCGGCCUCUUGGCUGGGUGUCCCAAGCCGAGCCAGCGACUCAGCAACUGCUGUCCUCACCCGUGGGCCCCCUUUGUGGUCUGAGGAUGGAAAGCGGGGAAGGGAGUGACUGAGCCCAAGACACCAGUGAGGAGAGUGACUUUCCCUGGGCCACCAGCAGCCCUCUGCCCUCACACGGGUGUCAGGGCCUGGCACUCCCGGGGCAGACUCUGCCACGGUGGGUGUGGCUUGGCGGAGGCCGGUGGCAGAAGGACCCUCGCCUGCUGUUCCUUGCCUUGCAGCACCCUGAACCAGCUCCUGGGCCCGAGACCUUGGCAGGAUGGAAGAGAAGCUAAAGAAAACCAAGAUCAUCUUUGUGGUGGGCGGGCCCGGCUCGGGGAAGGGCACCCAGUGUGAGAAGAUCGUGCAGAAGUACGGCUACACCCACCUCUCCACCGGGGACCUCCUGCGAGCCGAGGUCAGCUCCGCCUCGGCCAGGGGCAAGAAGCUGUCGGAAAUCAUGGAGAAGGGGCAGCUGGUGCCGCUGGAGACGGUGCUGGACAUGCUCCGAGACGCCAUGGUGGCCAAGGUGGGUUCUUCCAAAGGCUUCCUGAUCGAUGGCUACCCCCGAGAGGUGCAGCAGGGAGAGGAGUUCGAGCGGCGGAUUGGACAGCCCACGCUGCUGCUGUAUGUGGACGCAGGCCCUGAGACCAUGACACAGAGACUCCUGAAGCGCGGGGAGACCAGCGGGCGUGUAGACGACAAUGAGGAGACCAUCAAGAAGCGGCUGGACACCUAUUACAAGGCCACCGAGCCUGUCAUUGCUUUCUACGAGAAGCGCGGGAUCGUCCGCAAGGUCAAUGCAGAAGGCUCGGUGGACAUGUGGCCUCUGCGCUGA
This is a messenger RNA of Fukomys damarensis (Damara mole-rat), 1019 nucleotides long. RefSeq names its product adenylate kinase 1 (gene Ak1). The record is from RefSeq and is a predicted model, not a curated record. Gene Ontology annotation, biological process: nucleoside triphosphate biosynthetic process; ATP metabolic process. Lineage: Eukaryota; Metazoa; Chordata; Mammalia; Rodentia; Bathyergidae. The coding region runs from base 462 to 1019 and encodes 185 amino acids. Gene Ontology annotation, molecular function: AMP kinase activity; ATP binding. The transcript has 7 exons. Gene Ontology annotation, cellular component: cytoplasm; cytosol.